Molecule: messenger RNA, 2723 nt
Organism: Trifolium pratense (red clover)
Lineage: Eukaryota; Viridiplantae; Streptophyta; Magnoliopsida; Fabales; Fabaceae
Product: E3 ubiquitin-protein ligase RGLG2-like
Exons: 11
Coding region: 1053-2474 (473 amino acids)
Biological process (GO): protein K63-linked ubiquitination
Molecular function (GO): ubiquitin protein ligase activity
Source: RefSeq, a predicted model, not a curated record
UUUGUGUAUAUUCAAGCUUUUCGCUUUUUUCAAUAAUCGCGUUUCUCUCUCUACACCGCGCUUUUUAACUCAAACAUCGAUUCCAGAAUAUUCCAACAAAACCAACACGUUCAAUCACUUUCCAGAUUCAGGUAUCUUCUCAUCUCUUCACUUCUUUCUAAUCACUGCAACACAAUGUCGUUAAUCUCAUAAUUAACAAUUAAGAUCAUAAUAAUCAUUUUUAGUAAUCUUGCUUUUUAAUCAAUCAAACCGUGUUAAUUGAUAAGCACGCAUUCAUUAUUGGAUAAUUGUGUGGAAAUUGAAUUGUUAUUUAGGGUUAAUUACUUAACCACUUAAUCACUUAAUUUAAUCGAUUUUUUUUUCUAUUUUUAGUUCAAUAAGUUUGUUUUUGUGUAUUUAUGGCUUUUGGAUAUUAGAUAUGGGUUACGUGUGUUGAUUGUGUUUGAAUUUUUUUGGCGGCGGUUAUUUUUGUUUGCAUUGAAACGUUACUUAAUUAAAGGUUGCUUAUUUUGAGUUUGCUUCUUUGAGUCGGUGAAAUUUGUAUGAAUUAGUCUUUGUUUCAUAAAUUGAGAAUUUGCUUGGAAAUUGAGAAAAACUUCAACCUUGAAGAAGAUAUUCAUUUUAUCCAUAUAUAGUGUGUGGAAUUGACUUUUGAGUUCAAUUUGCUUUUUGGGAUUUUGAUUUUGGAUUAGUUUUCUGCUGAUUUUUGGUAAGGAGAUAAGUGGGUUGUUUGGAAAAUUGGGAUUUUGGGUUUGUUUAAAGUCCAUUUAUCCAUUUAUAGAAUCUGGAAUUGACUUUUAAGUUCAAUUUGCUUUUUGGGAUUUUGAUAUUGGAAUUGGAAUAAUUUUCUGCUGAAUUUUGUUAAGGAGAUAAGUGGGGUCUUAGGAAUUGGGAUUUUGGAUUUGAUUUUAAGUUCAUUUAUCCAUUUAUAGAGUCUGAAUUGACUUUUGAGGUCAAUUUGCUUGUUGGGUUUUUGUUAAGGAGAAAAGUGGGGUGAUUGGAAUUGGAAUUUUUGUUGUUGUUUUUGGUUUUUCAGAGAAUUGAGGUGAUUGAUGGGGGGUCAAAGUUCGAAAGAGGAAAAUUUGAGGCAGGAUUCGUUGCGUUCGAGUUCAUCUGCUUCGGCUUCUUCUUGGAAUUCAUAUCCUGACCCGCAUUCGGGUUACGGUCAGGGUGGCUAUCCUUAUACCUAUGGGUCACAAGAGCCUUCUUCUUAUCAACCGUAUUAUGAUGCCCGGCCGCCUCCUCCUCCACAAAACUAUGGCUAUGAGCCUCAAACUAGUGGUAGGGUGCCCCGCCAUGAUGAUAAGAGGAAAUUAGAUAGGAAAUACUCGAGGAUCGCUGAUAAUUACAACUCCAUAGAUGAGGUGACUGAGGCUCUUGCACGUGCAGGCCUUGAGUCUUCCAAUCUUAUUCUUGGAAUUGAUUUCACCAAGAGCAAUGAGUGGACAGGAAAACAUUCAUUUAACAGAAAAAGCUUGCAUCACAUUGGGAAUGGUCCGAAUCCCUAUGAACAGGCAAUAUCCAUUAUUGGGAAAACAUUAGCUGCAUUUGAUGAGGAUAACUUGAUUCCUUGUUUUGGAUUUGGCGAUGCAUCAACGCACGAUCAAGAUGUCUUCAGUUUCUAUCCAGACGAAAGAAUUUGCAAUGGAUUUGAAGAAGUUUUGAGCCGGUAUAGGGAAAUUGUUCCUAAUAUUCGACUUGCAGGCCCUACAUCGUUUGCACCUAUUGUUGAAAUGGCAAUGACAAUCGUUGAGCAAAGUGGAGGCCAAUACCAUGUUUUGGUGAUAAUUGCAGAUGGCCAGGUUACAAGAAGUAUUGACACUGAAAAUGGGAGGCUUAGUCCACAGGAGCAGAAGACUGUGGAUGCCAUUGUUGAGGCCAGUAAAUUUCCUCUUUCAAUUAUAUUGGUUGGUGUUGGAGAUGGACCUUGGGACAUGAUGAAGGAAUUUGAUGACAAUAUGCCAGCUAGGGCCUUUGAUAAUUUUCAGUUUGUGAAUUUUACAGAAAUUAUGUCAAAGAACAUUCCUCCUUCACGAAAAGAGGCAGCAUUUGCUCUCGCAGCAUUGAUGGAAAUUCCUUCUCAAUAUAAGGCCGCAAUAGAGCUUGAUCUACUAGGAAAUCGAAAGGCCAAUGCUCCUCAAAGAGUUGCUCUCCCAACACCCUCUUAUGGUUCAGCAUUUUCAGGCACUUCAAAUCCUUAUGGUUCAGCAUCGUUUGGCACUUCAAGUUCAAAACCUUAUGCUACUAGUUUUGAGCGGAGUGCACCUUCUUACCCUGACGACAGCAAACAAGCUGGCACAGCUCCGUCUGCCCCAAGUUCUACUUAUGAAAAUCAGCUUUGUCCUAUAUGUUUAAGCAAUACAAAAGACAUGGCCUUCGGAUGUGGGCAUCAGACAUGUUGUGAAUGUGGACAAGAUCUUCAGACGUGUCCCAUCUGUAGGAGCCCUAUUAAUACCAGAAUAAAGCUUUAUUGAGCAGCAUCUUUUAUUGGGAGUAUUUAUUUGUAUUCUUUGAAAAAAAUUUAUGUGGUUGUAUAAAACAUUAGAUCAAAUCUUUGUUUCUACAGUGAGUGAAACGUGGUAUUUCUGUAUGUAUGAGUUGUAACCAUUCCUUGAUUUUUUUUUUCCCAUUCAUUUUGGUUUCUGACAAUAUUGGUUUGAGAGCUUGUACAGUUUUAAUUCAAUGAUUUUGGCUUGAUUUGUAGAGCAAGUUUUGCAUGGUCA